Sesamum indicum (sesame) is the source of this 2476-nucleotide messenger RNA. NCBI's taxonomy places the organism in Eukaryota, Viridiplantae, Streptophyta, Magnoliopsida, Lamiales, Pedaliaceae. The record is from RefSeq and is a predicted model, not a curated record.
AAUUUCGAAUUUGGCUGUUGACUCUAUCAGGAUAAGCAAUUCACGACGCUGGCCAUUCAUUACUACAACGUUAAUACUAUAAAUAGUUAGGGAGAUCCACACCAAACACAGAGCAAACGAAUUCUGAGUUUAAUUUCUGUAACCUGUAGAAAUUGCUUCUGUUAAUCAUGGGUUUCAUGCCUUUUAUCAUUCUUGUUUGCAUGUUUUGUGUCAGUCCAUGGCCUGCAUUUGCUGCUGAUGGUCCAGAAAGGAGUAGUUUACAGACCUACAUAGUUCUGCUUGAAGGGCCUGAUGGAGAAGUUACCACUCAGUCCGAGGAUUUAGAGAGCUGGUACCAGUCAUUUCUGCCAGCAAGCACAGCAAGCUCGAACGAUGGAGAAGCACGCAUCGUUUACUCCUAUCGCAACGUGUUUAAGGGAUUUGCUGCUAAGUUGACUGCCGAUGAUGUGAAAAACAUGGAAAAGAAGGAUGGAUUUGUCUCGGCGCGGCCUGAGAAAGUUUUGUCGUUGCACACAACGCAUACCCCUAACUUUUUGGGGUUGAAUCAGAACAUGGGCUUGUGGAGAGAUUCCAACUAUGGGAAAGGUGUGAUCAUUGGAGUCUUGGACACUGGAGUGUUUCCUGAACACCCUUCGUUUAGUGAUGAAGGCAUGCCGCCUCCACCGGCUAAAUGGAAGGGGAAGUGUGAGUUUAAUCACACUACUUGCAACAACAAAAUCAUUGGAGCUAGGUACUUUGAAACCGAAGACAUAAGUCCACUUGAUGAUGACGGCCAUGGUACUCACACCGCGAGCACUGCUGCUGGUAACUUUGUGAGAGGUGCUAAUGUUUUCGGCAAUGCUAAUGGCACUGCGGCUGGGAUUGCCCCGCUUGCUCACCUGGCCAUUUACAGAGUGUGUGGCUUUCUCUGUUCUGAAAGCACUAUACUUGCCGGAAUGGACGCUGCUGUAGAGGAUGGAGUGGAUGUGCUCUCUCUUUCUCUUGGCUCACUUACCAACAAUUUCUACCAAGAUUUCAUUGCGUUGGGUGCGUUUAGCGCGAUGGAGAAGGUUCUCCUCUCCAUAGCGAACGAGGCCCCUUGGAUUCUCACGGUUGGUGCAAGCACUAUAGACAGAAAAAUAAGGGCGACUGCAGUUCUUGGAAAUAAUCAAGAAUACCAUGGCGAGUCUGCUUUUCAACCAAAGGAUUUUCGUGCAACAAUGUUGCCUCUGGUUUAUGCAGGGAUGCUUAAUGCUAGUGAUCCUUUUGCUCCAUAUUGCAGCCCGUCGUUGAAUGAAUCAGACAUCCGAGGGAAAAUUGUGGUGUGUGAACUAGGUGGAGGAAUGACUAGAGUGGGCAAGGGAGAAGCUGUAAAAAGUGCUGGUGGUGCCGGCAUGAUCCUGUUAAACAAUGAGCGGUCUGCAAACACCACGUCUGCAGAAGUUCAUGUCCUUCCAGCAACACAUGUCAGUUAUGCAGCUGGAUUAAAGAUCAAAGCCUAUAUUAAUUCAACGUCGACACCCACGGCUACAAUUCGUUUUGAAGGGACUGUGAUUGGUGAUGAUCGUGCACCAGUGGUUGCUGCAUUUUCUUCCAGGGGACCAAACUUUGUAAGCCGUGGCAUCCUGAAGCCCGACAUUUUGGGUCCUGGGGUCAACAUUCUUGCAGCGUGGCCUACUUCUGUGGAAAACAAAACCAACACGAAAUCCACAUUCAACAUUAUUUCGGGCACCUCUAUGUCAUGCCCACACCUUAGCGGUGUGGCAGCACUCCUCAAAAGCACACAUCCUGACUGGUCUCCUGCUGCAAUCAAGUCGGCAAUCAUGACUACUGCAGAUGUUGUAAACCUGGCACGGCAUCCAAUUGAGGACGAACAGUUCGUUCCAGCCAGCAUCUUUGCCACUGGAGCAGGCCAUGUGAAUCCAUCAAGAGCAAAUGAUCCAGGACUCGUGUAUGACAUCCAACCCAAAGAUUACAUUCCUUAUUUGUGUGGUUUGAACUACACAAACCGAGAAGUUGGCUUCUUUCUACAACGCAGGGUGAAUUGCUCACUCGAAUCUAGUAUACCAGAAGGCCAACUGAACUAUCCUGCAUUCGCCCUCACGUUUUCAUCUCAAUCAACUUCCCAGACGUAUACCAGGACAGUAACAAAUGUUGGCGAUCCUAACUCAUCUUACAUUGUCGAUGUCGUCCCACCACCUGGCAUUGAUAUGCUUGUCGAGCCGGAUACACUCAGCUUCACAGAGACAAACCAGAAAAUGCAGUAUCAGGUUACAUUCAGCAGAUCGGCAUCUGCCGCUAACAACACAGUUGUUCAAGGUUUCUUGGCCUGGAAUUCUUCCAGGCACUCUGUUAGGAGCCCCAUUGCAGUUAUACUGCAGUGACAGAUGCUGGAAGAAUCUUUAAAUCAAACACUGGAAUAAUUAUUCUAUAAUUAACUACUUGUUAUGCAUUAUUUGAUGUCAUCAUUGAAUAAAGUGUAGUGGUUUGUUGCAGA